CACCUACUGAUGUCGCAGCUUCGAAGGCCACAAUGAGCUCGGUCGAAGUGGUCGUGUUACGCGCUGAGGAGUAUGAAUCAGAUCUAAAAUUGGAGAGAACCUCACAGUGAAUUUCCGAGAGCCAGAAACUCCAAUUCGAGGUUCGCGAAUGAAGAGUUGCAGAGUCAACUGGAAGUUCAAGAAGAAGCGGCUGUUCGCUAGAGAGACAAAGGCAGUGGCGAAACUUGGCAUCGGAAUCAACCGCCGGCGUGAAGCCCAGACGGAGGUGGUAGCAGAGAGGGGUGAGCGAUGGGUGGCGACUCUUGAUGAUAAGAGGGAGGCUUGUGCUAGCGCUAGUCGUUGAUGCAAACGGAGUCGAAGUCAGCCAUAUCGAGAUUACCAUCUCGCCGCAGAGUGGACUUCUUGACGAGGCAAGCUUCACCGGCAAAGGAGGCGAUCAAGAGCGGCCGGAUUUGCACACCAACGUCGCGAUCUAUGCCAGUCACGGUGACAAGGGAGCGGGAACGAGCAACAAUGGGAGUGGGCUGUCCUUUGCUUCGCCGGUUGAAUUGUGCGCUGCUGGAGAAAGAGGUAAUGGCUCACAUGCCAUCGAGGAAGGAGAAGAAGAUUGGCGGCGGCCGGACCCUCUGCUCGUCGUCCGUCGGUGAGGAGAAGCCGAAGAAGAAGUCACCGGGGUGGACUUCGAGUGCCCUGGUGCACCGCUCGCCGGAGGACGAGAGGAAGAAGGAGAGAGCAGGUGGCGGUGAGCUUCCCUCGUCGUCAGAAAUGGAGGCGUUACGGGAGGAGGAGAGGACGAGGGUCGAGGCGCCAGCAGGCCAGUUGCGUCGCCAAAGGUGGAGAAGCAGGAACUGUCGGCGAUGGCGGACGGCGCGACAAGGAAGAAGAAGGCGGAGGAGGUGGUUGGCGGCUGGUUUCCUCCACUUGCAAGCCCUAAGUCGCCAAGGGUGGGCUGUGUGCGGCCGAAUGUGAUUAGUGGGCUCAAGUCAAGUCGAAUGGAACAGCUGAGCGGGCCAAGUUGGAAGGUGUGUGUGGGCUGGGGAAGAGCAGGUCAGCUCACAAGGGAGGAUUCGCUGGGCCUAACUUAAACCAGUCAAGGUGGGCCGAGCCAAAGCCAUUGAAUGGGUUGGAGCUUAAAGCAGAAUGGACCGACCAAAAUUGUGGUCUCGGUCACCAAAUGGGCUGGCAGUUGAGGUUGUGUUUAAAUGGGAUGCAUUUGCAGAAAAAGAGAAGUGGGUUGGUAGGAAUAAAAGAUGGGCUUUCAAGACAGCUAGGCCCAAAAUUGAUUGGAGAAACAACUUGUCAGAGUAAUGAGCUAAAUUAAGGGAAGAUGUUCGCAGAUCUUGAUGAGUUGGUUCUUAAAGAUAAGUUUUUGUGCCAUAAAGCACAUUCGGAUUCCUUAAGCUACUGGAUCGUGAUACCAGCGAAAGAGGAGUUGUUGGGCAAUGAGGUAAAGAGUGGAUCCUUGAAGCCAAUGUUCCUUGACCAGUUCGCAAGAAUAAUCACAAGAUCGACGGUGUGAGUCCUCAUACCAGAUUGGAAGAAAAGGAAGCGCAAGACGCGGAGGAGACGACACCUGGCUGGAACGAGAAGAGUUGAGGAGCGAGACAAGUCCGUCAACCUUGAGGACAAAGUUGGUCUGAAGGGGGAGGGGAUGAUAGAAACCUACUUUCCACGGGUUUCUAUUAUAAUUACCAUAUUCAUAUUAUAGAUAAUUAUUAGAAUAAAUCACUACUUGGAGG
Messenger RNA from Linum trigynum, 1739 nucleotides. The record is from the annotation of a GenBank genome assembly. NCBI's taxonomy places the organism in Eukaryota, Viridiplantae, Streptophyta, Magnoliopsida, Malpighiales, Linaceae.